CAACACUGUGGACUCUUUAAGAACUCGCCGCCUCGCGCGGCUCCUUUCUCAUUACUAGUCCAGGGUUUCGGUCGUAUUCACAUUCAGAUUGAGCACGGCGAGAAGGGCUUCUUAAUCACACCAACCCCGCCAUGGCUACGUCAACGGUCUCGGGCUUCUUGCCUAGGCGCAAGCAGUCCGUUUCGAAUGGCUUUGGGGCUGAGUCGCAUCAUCUGAAUCUGCCAGCAUCGAUGGUACCGCCAACGGCUUCGCCGGGGCCGGCUACAUUUCCGGGGAAUGCAUAUCCCUUUGGCGGUGGCAACAGCAGCGGUGUAGCUGGCCCAUCGGGGCUACCAAAUGGGCAUGGACAUGUUGGAGGCACGAAUGGCGGUUAUAUGAGUGGCACUUCGACACCUGGCUUGUCGAAUGCAUCCACCACCUCACUCGUAUCCGGCUCGACGAUUGUCGCACCAGCAUCAACAUCAAUAGGGUCCAACGCGAUGGGCUUGACAGCAGUAGCAGGAUCAUCGUCAUCAGCAGAUGGUGGGAUAGGUGCUUCGUUGAUCCCAGGAGCAGGACCUGGUGGAGCACCCUUGCAAGCUGGCGCACCGCAAGCAGCGAACAAUAUGAUCAACAAGCAGGCAGGUGCUGGCUCGUCACUGUAUCAGAGCUGCCUCAUGCUGCGAGAUCGUUUGUGGAGGGUGGAUGGAUUCGGACCGGCCUACCUCAGCGAGAACAGCGGGGCAGACGGCAAGGAUGGCGAAGACGGAGGCUCAGCCAGCCCCAUUACUGAUUCAUACAGUCCCAACGGGCCACCAUCGCCCAAGUCACGAGCCAGCUCUUCCAUCAAUGGUACACAAUCUUCGUCAAGAUCGCCCGCUGGCAUGUCGGACCCCGUCACCCAGCUCUGGCAGCUCUUCCGGCUCGGCUCCCCGCUCUGCGUCCUCCUGAACCAACUGCUCCCGGCUGAUCAGCACUUUCCCACCUCGGUGCCCACAGCUACAGCUGUAACAGCGCCAGAUGGGACGCCAGCGCCAUCCCGAAACAAUGCAAACGAGUGCAAGAAGCUCGUUGCCAAGUUUAUCAUGGCGCUCAAGACGCAUCUUGGCUUCAAUACCGAGGAGAUCUUCACCAUCUCCCAGCUAUAUCUCAACGACACGAAUGGCUUCGUCCGUGUCAUCCGGACAGUGUCAAAGGUGCUCGAUGCUUUUCAAGAGCGCGGCCUGCUCGUCCCUUCGCAGAAACCUGCGUACGAGGACGAGAUUGAGGCGGCAGCGGGUGGCAGCAAGCCGGUCGAUGAGCGAGCACGUGUCGUACGCGAGCUCCUGGAUACCGAGCGCAAAUACGUCAUGGACCUCGAAACGCUGCAGGCUUUCGCAAAGUCCCUCUCGCAGAAUGCUAUCCUGCCAGCCGACACCAUCCACAAUCUCUUCGGUAAUCUUAACACCAUGGUGGACGUGCAGCGCAGGUUCUUGAUCUGUGUAGAGGAGAACGCGAGGAGACCGGUAGAUGAUCAGCAUUUUGGCCAUGUCUUCCGGACAAUGGAACGAGACUUCACGGUUUACGAGCCUUUCUGCGCCAAUUACGCGCAAGCACUUGACAUCAUCAGCGCAGAGGCAUCAAAUAUUAUGCGCAUGAGGGGCAUGCCGAACACAGAAGAUUGCUACUUGGAGCCAGUGUACGAGCUGCCAACUUUCCUCAUCAAGCCUGUUCAGCGAAUCUGCAAGUACCAUCUCAUCCUUGACUCACUCAUCAAACGCUCCGCACCAGAUGCACCAUACCUUGACGAGCUGCGAGACGGUUACUCGAUCAUCAAAGGCGUAGCGGAUCGAGUGAAUGAGACGAGGCGCCUGCAAGAGAAUGCACAACUCGUGCAGGAGCUCAGCACGCGCGUGGAGGAUUGGAAAGGGCAUAACAUUCUCACCUUUGGCCAUCUACUGCUUUCAGAUGUCUUCAUGGUCGCCAAAGGAGAUACCGAUCGAGAGUACCAUGUGUACUUGUUCGAGAAAAUCCUACUGUGUUGCAAGGAGGUGCAGCCGAACGUCAACAAGAAGAACUCCAAGUCAAACUCGCUCCUGAAGCAAAAGUCUGGGCAGAUGCAACAGCCUGGCGGAAAGAAGUCGAAGACGACGCUCUUGCUCAAAGGUCGUAUUUUCAUCAAUAACGUCACCGGGGCCUUUGCCAACAACAAAAUGACUUCGGCUACGGGCUUGUCAAGUGGACAGCACUCAUUGCAAGUCUGGUGGAGGGGUGAUUACGAUCAAGAGUCAUUCAGUCUGCGGUGCAAAAACGAGGAGCAGCUCAAGCAAUGGCAGACGGCGUUGAACAAACUCAUCGAGGACGUGCAGGCCCGGCGGCAACAGCUGGCAGCGCAAUACGGUGCCGGGGGCGUCUCACCGUCUGGCAACAUGGCAGGCACAUGGGCCCUUGGCCGUCGCAUCACACAGACGCAGAGCCACUUCCCGCAGACGCCGGUCACAGAACAAGGUGGUUUCUUCCCGCUCACGCGAACCGAGUCCCAGGCCGGGUAUCACUCGGGCGAAGAUGUUUUCGACGACGACAAGAUUGAAGGACUUCGAGAGGAAGGCGCUGCCUCGCACGACAGCUUCUCCGGACGCGGCACCCCACUCGGUGGUCGCCUAUCGCAACCAGCCGAGACAAGAGAUCGCAAACUCUCCCUAUCCCACGAGAUGCUGCGUCCGCGUGCUCAGACCGCGGAUCAGGACUCGGCGACCAUGUCUCAGUGGCGAGCGCAAGCUGGGGUACCUCCACCUGUGCCGAGGCAGAACUCGGUCAGCGCUACCACUUCCGCAGAACAGACACUACGCAAGGCUUCCAGCAGUCGACAGCUCAGACAGCCGGUCGGUUACGCAGCACAGGGCUUCUCUGGGUAUCCACGACCGCCUCGGCAGGGUAAUGAUGUGCCCAAUGGCGAGGCUGCUGAUGCGAGCGUCUUCAUGAACGAGGCUGCGGACCGAACGGUGACGCCUGGCUCUGCCGCUCCGCAAGAUGACAAGAGAGGCUCAGCGCACAGUAGGAGCCGCUCAGCGAGCAACCCGCAAGCUUUCCACUUGCCAGCUACGAUGCAGCACCUUCGUCAGCAACCGCAGCAGCUGCGUGCAUCACCCGCGUCGACCAUACCAAGCAAGGACCAGGCGCGGAGCAGCAGUAGCCAAGGAGGGCCGAGCAUGUUGAGCUAUCUCGCCAGCGAUGCUAGAGAAGUCGACAAGCGCUUGUCGAGCUCCAGCGUCUCGACUGUCGACUCGGUACGCUCGGCACGCUCGCGUCCCGAUUCGACGACCGGCAGCUCACCCAUCACACGGAGCGGCAGUUCGGGGGGCUCUGGUGUCGGCUCUCAACCGAGUCGCCCAUCCAUAAAUGCACAGGCCGGGUCGAACGUCAUCAAACUGAUCGUCCAGGUUGGAGAGGACCGCUUCACGCAGGCGGUAUUUGCAACAAUUUCGUUUGACGACCUUGUUUUGAAGGUCGCGAAUAAGGUGCGCGUCUGCGCCGGCCGUGGCUCCAUUCCAGAAAGUGGCAUCAAGCUGCGGUACAUUGACGAGGACGGGGAUCGUAUCAUCAUGAAGAACAACGAUGAUGUUCAGAUGGCUUUCGAAGGCGCACGUUUGGGGGGCGGUGACGUGCACCUCAUUGUGUCGUAGCAAGAAGGGCGACAACGAAGUUCUCGCUCCAUCGGCCUCUCACCUCCACUGGCUCCAACACGCAUUCCUCGUUGAGCAUCUGCCCAACAAGGCACUCCAUACAAUCUGCAUCUACACACCUAUGCAUCGGUGACAUCUC
Tilletiaria anomala UBC 951 is the source of this 3780-nucleotide messenger RNA. RefSeq lists its product as uncharacterized. The transcript is spliced from 4 exons. Bases 132 to 3641 code for a protein of 1169 amino acids. Gene Ontology annotation, molecular function: protein binding; guanyl-nucleotide exchange factor activity. The record is from RefSeq and is a predicted model, not a curated record. Gene Ontology annotation, biological process: establishment of cell polarity; septin ring organization. NCBI's taxonomy places the organism in Eukaryota, Fungi, Basidiomycota, Exobasidiomycetes, Georgefischeriales, Tilletiariaceae. Gene Ontology annotation, cellular component: division septum; cytoplasm; nucleus.